Molecule: messenger RNA, 1869 nt
Organism: Tilletiopsis washingtonensis
Lineage: Eukaryota; Fungi; Basidiomycota; Exobasidiomycetes; Entylomatales
Exons: 3
Coding region: 354-1760 (468 amino acids)
Biological process (GO): phospholipid catabolic process
Molecular function (GO): hydrolase activity, acting on ester bonds
Source: RefSeq, a predicted model, not a curated record
CCGCAGACGCCGCCUCGACAUGCGCCCGCCAGGCACGGCGCCGAGCACGUUGAAACGCACCAGCUCGCCGGCCGCCGGCUCGCUUGUGCAGCGCCGCGGCAGCGUCUCGGUGACAGCGCCGGCGCUACCGCCAGGAACGCGGCCGAAGAAGCAGCGAGCGCCGCACCCUGGGGGCAGACGUGUGGCAAUGCGGCCCUGAGCGGCAGCAGACCCGCGGCCGCCACGAAGAUGCUGAAGCCGGCGGCGAGGAACGUGCCAGGCUGGGGCGAGACGAAUAUCAAGGCCGGCCUGCGGGCUUCGUCCCUCCAGGCUGUGCUCUCCAAGCCUCGUCCUUCGCUUCGCACCUCCUCACCAUGCGCUUCGCCCUCCUUGCGCUCCUGCUCCCCGCGGCGCUCGCGGCGCCGUUCGAGCGGCGCGCGUCGGCGCUGCCGUACCGCGACCCCUCGUCGAGCCCGACGGUGCAGACGGACAACUACCUCGGCCGCAACAACGGCACGCUGAAGAACGGCCCGGUCGUACGCGGCAAGGCUUUCGACCGCAUCGUGCAGGUCUGGUUCGAGAACACCAACUUCGCGUCGGCGGCGUCGCAGCAGGCGUUUGCCGACUUUGCCAAGCAGGGCCAGCUGCUCGACCAGUACUACGCCGUCACGCACCCGAGCGAGCCCAACUACAUGGCCGCCACGUUCGGCGACUUCUUCGGCCUGUCCGACGACUCGUUCAACUACAUUCCCGCCAACAUCACCAGCAUCUUCGACCUGCUCGACGAGAAGCACGUGUCGUACGCGUGCUACCAGGAGUCGAUGCAGUCCACCGGCUUCCAGGGCUUCAACAACCAGGCGCCCGACUACUUUACGCCGUCGUCCAACACGCUCACGUCGUACGUGCGCAAGCACAACCCGUGCGCCUUCUCCGAGACGUUUGCGCGCCCCGCGCGCGCCCAGCGCAACCGCAACAUGAACGACUUUGCCGCCGACGUCGCCGCCGACGCGCUGCCGCAGUGGGUCUUUGUCACGCCAAACAUGGAAAACGACGCGCACGACACGGGCGUCAGCUUCGGCGCCAAGUGGCUGCAGUACUUCCUCGGCGCGCUCGUCAACGACAAGCGCUUCAACUCGGACCGCACGCUCAUCAUGAUCACGUUCGACGAAAACGAGACGUACGCCGUCGAGAACCGCAUCUUCACGGCGAUCCUCGGCAACGCGCUGCCGCGCAACCUCAUCGGCACGACGGAGAGCAUGUACAUGACUCACUACUCGAUGCUCGCGACGGUGCAGGCCAACUGGGGCCUCCAGAGCCUCGGCCGCGGCGACGUCAACCGCACGCUCGCCAACGUGAUCCCCUGGGUCGCGGAAAAGACCAGCUGGACGGGCAACGCCGACGUGCCGGCCGCCAAGCGCCCGCUGCUCAACCUCACGGGCGUGUACGCGGGCCCGCUGAGCAACACGCGCAACACGCCCUUCUACGCGCCGCCCGAGCAGCACACCAAGGGCGCUGGCGGCCGCGAGGCGCUGCUGCAGCCGUGCCUCGACGCCUCGGCGACGGCCGACAAGGGCGCGCUGCCGACGCCGCGCGUCGGCGCCAACUACUACGGCUCCCAGGCCAACGUCGGCAGCACGGACACGUGCAAGGUGCAGCCGGGCAAGGGUCCCGCCGGCCCGCAGCCUGGCCCGGCGCCCGCUGGCCCGCAGCCCGGCCCGCCACAGGGCCCUAAGGCGCCCGCCGGCCCGCAGCCGCCCAAGGGCCCCGCUGGACCCAAGUGAUGGCGCCGCGCCACGCUCACCGAGACGCGCAGCUGGGUCGAGUGAAGCCCCGGGCCGCAGCUGCGAUGCAUGACUGAAAUUCCUGACCCUUUGGCAAUGCAUUCCGUCU